Labrus bergylta (ballan wrasse) is the source of this 2923-nucleotide messenger RNA. RefSeq names its product coenzyme Q10A (gene coq10a). Gene Ontology annotation, molecular function: ubiquinone binding. Gene Ontology annotation, cellular component: mitochondrion. NCBI's taxonomy places the organism in Eukaryota, Metazoa, Chordata, Actinopteri, Labriformes, Labridae. The record is from RefSeq and is a predicted model, not a curated record. Gene Ontology annotation, biological process: cellular respiration; ubiquinone biosynthetic process.
UAGCAGCAGAAGGUCGUCCGCAGCUUCGUUGUAUUUCACAACAAUGAAAAGCUAAUGUAGCACCUUUUUUGUUUUUUUUAUUUUACUUUGUUACAGUUUUGUCGCCGGAGAGGUGGAGUGAUGUGAGUUAUUUGUAGAAAAUAGAGGAAUGCGGCCGUACGUCGCGUUUUGCUCGGACUCGUUAUGAAACAGUUGCUAGCUGAUGUUUGCUAACAGCCCGACAGCUCUGAUAUCGACUGGAGGCGACACACAGGUGAUAGUGUUUAAGUUAGCCAGCAAAUGCUGUUUAUCUCGGGGAGUCAGAAUUGGCUGACGCUGCGUGUUAAUUAGUGAACCCUCUGUGAAGUGGAUCGAACCUCGAAUCCCAGACUCAGCUUCACAGACCCAGGACCCAGGACCCAGGACCCCCGCAGUAUAGACUGAAGAGGCUGGUUUGAUGGCAGCCACGGCCGGUGCCCGCCGGUUACCCAUGGGUGUGCGGACAUUCAGUGACUUCCUCCACAUUGCCACCGUGGGCUCCCCACGCUCCUGCCGUACAGCUGUUCCUAGAGGAUGUCCACGACAAAGCAUCAGACACUUGUCAUCAUGUGGCAUUUUGAUGACAAGAACUCCCCGAGUGCUUUGCCUUCAAGACUGGGACACAAUGACAGCUGUUCCUCAAAGCAGAAACUUCAUCAGCCUCACCAACAAAAGGAAGGAGUACUCCGAGCGUAGGAUCCUUGGCUUUUCAAUGCAGGAAAUGUACGAUGUGGUGGCCAAUGUUGAUGAGUACAAGCUCUUUGUUCCCUGGUGUAAGAAGUCCCAGACCAUCAUGAAAAGAGCAGGCCACUCCAAGGCCCAGCUGGAAGUAGGAUUCCCUCCAGUGGUGGAGAGAUACACAUCCAUGAUCACUUGUGUUCGGCCUCACCUGGUCAAAGCAGUGUGUACAGAUGGAAAGCUGUUCAAUCACCUGGAAACCAUAUGGCGCUUUAGUCCCGGCAUUCCUGGUUACCCUCGCACCUGCACCGUAGAUUUUUCAAUUUCCUUUGAGUUCCGCUCUUUGUUGCACUCUCAGUUAGCCACCAUGUUCUUCGACGAGGUUGUAAAGCAGAACGUCGCGGCGUUCGAGCGGCGAGCCUGUAAGCUCUACGGCCAAGAGACUCGCAUCCCACGAGAGCUGAUGUUUCAUGAGGUGCAUCAAACGUGAUCUCAGCAGCUCCAAUUUCUCAUCUGGCCUUAAAUCAUACCAACCUUUAUUUUGUCCAUCCCUACGACCCUGCAUGAAGCGGCUUAUACGACAUAAACUGCAAGUCUCCCCCACUUCAGACUCUUAGCAUUAUGUUGGCGUUCUUACCUCAACAUAGUGUUACUUAUCUCCACCUCCUUGUGUUUAGUCUGUCCACUUUCUGUCUACCUCCACCUAAGGGAUCCUUUUUCUGCAGAAGGAAUCCGUCAUUUCUCUCACUUCAUGUCAGUUCAAUCUGUAUUUCUGUGAACAAAACAGUAAAUAAUUCCAAAAUCAUGUUACCAAUGGUAGAGUCGACUAUUAUUUAAAACAAAUAGCAGUGACACUGAAAAGAACAUUUUUUUUUUUUAAAGUCUUCGACUCUAAUCUGAGAUCACCUGUCAUAGUUCACUGUGACCUCAAGUUUCUUUCCACACUGACACUUCAUCAGGUCAAAGUGUGUCCUGUUGGAGAUCACUGUUACACUUGAAUUAGCUCAUUAUACUGUAUUAGGAUCGCUUAAUCUUUGCCUUUUAUUUUACCCUUUUAGAUUAAAUAUUUAAUGUAUAGUUUGAGUUAUAGGAGUGAUUUUGGUGCAAAACAUAAUUAAUUUCAUCCUUUUUAAAUCCAUUUUGUGCACAUUUUACUUUUUAUUGAGGAUGGAGUGAAAUGUGCCACAUUAAGCAUUGAGAUUUUUGUCGCUGAAAGCUGUGACACUAUAAUACUAUAAUAAUAAAAAGUGUAAAGGGUUAAAUGUCCAUUUAGAUCAAAUAGACUGCGCCCUUAAUUGCCUUUAGGUUUGGGAAUUGAGGCUUAAACUUGCCUGUUGUGCUGUGAUGGUUGUGUUUUUGAACAUUGAGACUUGGUCUUCAAAUUUCAAUCAUGCCUUUUAUAAUACAGCCCAGCAAUAAAAGAUUCAGGGAGGAACGAGAGUCACUUUGCACAAACUAGAGCACCUAAAUGGAUCCAUGGACUUACAGGAUAGAACUGUGAACUGCAGAAAAUUGGAUAACAAGAAUACAUUUGAAUUAAAAAAGUUUAGUACAGGUGAUAUCUACAGAUGUAACGAGCAAUGUGUAAAAUAAUCAGUCCAAAGUUUCCCCUCUUGGCGAUUUUUUAUUUUGCAGUCCAUUUCCUGAAGGUCAUCAGGAGGAUGAAACUCCUGCCAUGGAAACCGUGUGACUCUAAAGUCUACUGUUGGACUGUAGAAUAAAGCAUAAUCAAUCUUGACACUGUUUCUGGGUUUCUUAUCUGAUGGGAUUUUGCCGCUUUUAUUGAACACAUUAUGAUGCAUGGGUGAAGUUUUAAAACAAAGAAAUGUCACCAACAGUUAUGUUUGGCAUUGUAAGGACAUGAUGUCUACACUUCACUGUUUGAUUCAUAAGUCAGUAGCCUGUGGCAUUAUUUCAUUUAAAGGGCUCAGUUGAAUGAUUGAUUUUUUUUGAAGGUGACAGAUUUGUUGGAGGAGGCGUAAUGGAUAAGUCUGUCCUCAUAACAGACAGUCUUACAUCCAUUCUCCAAGUCUCAAACUAAAUCUGGAUUUUGGUUUUAAAGCUGAUGGGGUGUGUUGGGGAGUGAAGGGAUCAUCAAUCAUCAAUGCAUGAAGAAUGUUUUGUGUUACAUUGUUUACAUUAAAUCACUGUUGAAUAAAAAUAAAGAAACCACAGUUUGUAGGAUUGUAAAAAUGGAGUGUUAUAUCUUAAAUAAAAUCUGUUAACU